Molecule: messenger RNA, 3421 nt
Organism: Fundulus heteroclitus (mummichog)
Lineage: Eukaryota; Metazoa; Chordata; Actinopteri; Cyprinodontiformes; Fundulidae
Gene: dcaf12
Product: DDB1 and CUL4 associated factor 12
Exons: 9
Coding region: 352-1800 (482 amino acids)
Cellular component (GO): Cul4-RING E3 ubiquitin ligase complex
Molecular function (GO): protein binding
Source: RefSeq, a predicted model, not a curated record
UGUUGUUGAUGUUUAAUUUGAGUGCGGCUGCGCACUUCCCAACGCUUUCGCCGUUGCCGCUCGGUGACACCGCUUUGGCAGGAAGGGGGGAACAAAAAAACUGAUACGGAGUGGAAACGGGAUAGUUUCUGUGGCCUCACGGUCAUAUUAUUCCACUGGCGGAGCUGCAUAUUUCCACUGAUUUUUUAGCUUCGCACUGACCAACCUUAUCCGUAUGUGAUCGCCCUACCUCAUCGUCGGGACACCGCCAGCGAGGGCCAAGGAACAAAACAGCUAAUUGCCAUUGAAUGACCCAGUAUCCAGUGUUACUUUUACCCUCCAUGUGGGUGAGGGAACUGUGUGUGUCAGAUUAUGGCGAGAAAAACAGUUAGCAGGAAAAGGAAGAUAGGAGAGCCGAAGGACCAACAACAGCUGGGCUGGUGCCAAGCGCCACACAAGCGGAUCCGCAUUUCUUGUUCAUCGCGGCAUGCCCAGCAGUGGGGGUGCAGUCGGCGCUCGGUCGUGUGCGCUCUCCGGGGACGGGAGUUCCGGCCCCAGCAGCAGCACGAGCUGCGGCUCCAGCGCAGCCUGCGCGGCUUCGCGGCCGGCCGGCUCCCCGGGAUCCUCAAGGAGAGGGAGUUCUCCUUGGGGCUGCUGAACAAGGUGUUCGCGUCCCAGUGGCUCAACCACAGGCAGGUGGUGUGCGGGACCAAGUGCAACACGCUUUUCGUCGUCGACGUCCUGACAGGACAGAUAACCCGCAUUCCCAUGCUGAAGGACAGGGAGUGCGGCGACGCGGGCUCUGGGCCGGUGGACGCCGUGACGGCAGGGCGCAACUAUCUCCCAACGGGCUUUCACGCCCGGUCGGACCAGCCGUGCUGUGGCAUACAUGCAAUUGAACUCAACCCCUCAAAAACUCUGCUCGCCACCGGAGGAGAUAACCCCAAUAGCUUAGCCAUCUACCAGCUGCCAACACUGGACCCUGUUUGUGUCGGAGAUGAUGGUCACAAUGACUGGAUUUUCUCCAUCGCAUGGAUCAGUGACACCAUGGCUGUCUCUGGAUCCAGAGACGGCUCCAUGGGUCUGUGGGAGAUCACGGAGAACGUGAUCGCGGACUCUAAGAGGAGUCCGCGUGACGACACGGUACCGUCUUACGCGCACAUCUCCCACCGUGCCCUGAAGGACAUUCCCAAGGAGUAUACCAACCCAUACAACUGUAAAGUUCGGGCUCUGGCCUUCAACAACAGCCAUAAAGAGCUGGGCGCUGUGUCCUUGGAUGGUUAUUUUCACCUGUGGAAAGCAGAGCUCAACUUGUGCAAGAUACUGUCCACCAAGCUGCCUCACUGCAAAGAGAAUGUGUGUCUAGCAUAUGGGCAGGACUGGUCCGUGUACGCUGUGGGCUCUCAGGCCCAUGUUUCCUUUCUGGAUCCACGCCAGCCUACUCACAACAUCAAGUCUGUCAGUUCUAGAGAGAGAGGAAGUGGGAUCCGAUCUGUGAGCUUCUACGAGCACAUCGUGACCGUGGGAACCGGUCAGGGUUCUCUUCUCUUCUACGACAUCCGGGCUCACAGGUUCCUGGAGGACCCUUUCAAUCCAUCCGGCGGCUAUCGGAAGUGUCCCGGCGACAGCAUCCUUAAGCUAACCACAGGGAAAGGCUGGCUGAAUCACGACGAAACAUGGAGGAGUUACUUCUCAGACGUUCAUUCCUUCCCCAACGCCGUGUACACCCACUGCUACGACGACUCUGGUACCAAGCUGUUCGUAGCCGGCGGGCCGCUCUGCUCCGGCCUGCACGGGAACUACGCCGGGCUGUGGAGCUAGCCUCUUCCUCUCCUCCUUCACUACAGCUUCCAUGUUUUACAGACAUCCCUCCAUCUCACUCCCUCCUCAAAAGUUCAUCCGCAUCACCUUCGUCGGUAUCCGUCUCGAUCAACAGAUUAUCUGUUUGGUUCACAUUUGGACUCAGGAGCACGAUGUUUGAGAACUUAAUAUUGUUGCUGUGUAUAUUUGUGUCCACUUUUAUGUUUCUCAUCUUCCCCAAAGGAUCCCCUUUUUACUUUUUAUCCCCCCCCCGACCCCUUCUUUUUAUAUAUAUAUAGAUAUGUAUAUAAAAAUGUGCAAUUACCUAAUAAUUUAAAGAGCUACAAAGUCUGCCAUUGAGAAACUCAGAGUUUUGGAAAAACAUUAAGAAUAAAAGUAUUCACGUUAGCAUCAUUUAUACAUUCACAUCCAACCUGCAGGGAUUAUGCCGUGGUCUUUUGCUCGCUUAUUUUUGUACUCAAGGAUAGUGUUAACUGCUGCUUUCUCUGUGAUAAAUGAGUUUCUUUGUAUAAAAACAAAUGACACACAAAACAAGAAAAACAAAAAAAAAAACGGUGGCAUCCACAUACAAUAGUUUUGUUUUCGUUCUUUUGCAUAAACGGACAGCAAUAAUGACAGACGGGACUGAAGGCGCCGUGCGUGCGGUUGGACCGAGCGGGAGUGUAGCUCGACACCUGAGAAAGGUCAACAAUCGCAGAGAACUUCUCUCCCCUGCUCUCAGGAGUAAAAACAAAGAACCGGACCAAGCAAGACUUAGUGUUUUUUUUUUUUUUUUCUUGCUUUCACUGAGACAAUGUAAAGAAGGAAGUAAAAAAAGUGUUAGAACUGAUAACCGCAGUGUCGAUGCUCUGCUACGAUGUAAUAAUAUUGAAAUACACAUCCCCCUCUCCCCCCUGCUGUAAUCAUACAGGCAAAUCCAUGCUGAUCAAUUAACUUUUCUUUGGGGGUGUUUUUUUUUUUUUUUUUUUUUUUUCAUCCCCUUUACCUCGUCGACUUAAUUUAGUCGGUCGGAAUCGUUGGUCUGCUUCUCCUAGUGGACGAUAGCUUUGAUAACAACACAUAUCGUCAGAUGUGACGAUCCGCCGGGGACAGAGGAGACGAUCUGUAGCAGCUGAGUUCCUCAGAGGCGAGUCAAAGAAACGUACCUUUCUUCUCAUAGCCACUGGCCCUCACUUCUGUUCCGUAUGUAGAAUCGGGUUUGGCUUCAGCUACGCCUUUGCCUUCCUGAAGUCUUUCCGUGAAAGACUGCCACAGAAUGAAUCAAUGGUUUCCUUUUCUACAUGAAACAAAACGAUUUUGACCCAAGUAUUGACUAAACCAACCAACACUUAAAAGUGUGCUUUAUAUAUAGAUAUAUAUAAAAAAAUUGUGUAUAUGUGUGUUCGUAAAAUGAGUUGAGGACAGCUGCAUACAUUUUCUGUGUAGGUCUGAGAAAUUGUGUGGAUCGAUCCGUCUCCUUUGGUGACACUUUUUCUUCUUUUUUUUUUUUUUUAUACAAGCCUCAUGAAUGUUUUUACAAAUGACUGAAACAGGAUAUUGUAAGAUAUAAACACUCGGGCGACGAAAUCUUAAUUCUUUAAAAAAAAGGAGUCGAUAAUACAAUAAAAUGUAUAUUAAUGUA